Messenger RNA from Meira miltonrushii, 797 nucleotides. RefSeq lists its product as uncharacterized. The transcript has a single exon. NCBI's taxonomy places the organism in Eukaryota, Fungi, Basidiomycota, Exobasidiomycetes, Exobasidiales, Brachybasidiaceae. The coding region runs from base 347 to 736 and encodes 129 amino acids. The record is from RefSeq and is a predicted model, not a curated record.
UGCAACCUUGAAAUGGCAAUGAACAUUAUGUUGAUUAGUAAGCCGAUCAAGAUGAUAACAAUCGGCCAACCUUUCCAAUGCCCCACGCUAUAUCGACCCGAGCAAUCUUCGAUCCUUUGACCCGUGGACAUGGUUACGAAAAUCAUUGACGCCCAAUUGAAUCUGGAUCUUAUAUCCCCGAAUUCAACGGGCGUCGACUUGCCAAGGAAACAGUCCGCCUUUUGAGAUGAUGGCUGAAUAGACGUACGUGUGAAUGCUAUAUAAAUAAUACAACUUCUGUACUUUUGUAGAUCUUCUUCUCCAAACCAUCUGAUCGAGUGCUGGCACUCUCUGUUUGAUUCUCAAGAUGUUCAAGUUACGUAUUUUAUCUUUGUUCUUCUUAUUUGCAUUUGCAGGUUCAAAAGCAUUUAAACCACAAACAAACUUUGAGACUUAUGAUGAAGAACCUAAGCUCAGAAAUCAUAAUCAUGGUGAUCAUGUGGCUAUUUUACUUAAAGAUGAUGGAGAAGUAGAUGUGAAAAUUCCAGAUCACAAAGAUGUUUAUAUCAAUGAAGAAGAUGAAAGCGAUCGUGCUCCUUUACUCAUGAAACGCGGAAAGGGUGGACGUAAAUGGAAAGGUUACAAGUAUGGACGUGGUCCUAAAUGGGGACGCGGUCGUUAUUAUGGCGGCUACAAUAAUUACAACGGCCCCAAUGGUCCUGGAGGAUGGAAUAAUGGUUAUGAUAAUUGGAAUUAAUGUUAAACAUGACUUUAAUCGCCUCAGGGGCACUCUUUGUAUGACAUUCACUACUUUUGCA